This is a messenger RNA of Archocentrus centrarchus (flier cichlid), 1053 nucleotides long. Its product is annotated as immunoglobulin kappa light chain-like. NCBI's taxonomy places the organism in Eukaryota, Metazoa, Chordata, Actinopteri, Cichliformes, Cichlidae. Bases 1 to 1053 code for a protein of 350 amino acids. The transcript is spliced from 5 exons. The record is from RefSeq and is a predicted model, not a curated record. Gene Ontology annotation, biological process: response to bacterium.
AUGACAUCUGCGCCAUUUUUCCUCUGUCUGAUGUGUUUGUUCUUGGGGAAAAUGGCUCAGACGAACGACCUCAAAUUCUCCUUCUCUGUUCAUCAAGAACGACGCUUGAUAGCAGUUAACACUGGGGACAGUGUGACUUUGCGUUGUUUCUAUGAAGGGGAUGUUGCUGCGAGGUUUUACUGGUAUAAGCUGAACUUGGGACAGAAACCAAAGCUCAUCUCUACUUUUUACAAGUUUGACACCAAUGUUACAUUUCAUGAUGGAUUCAAGAGUGAUUCACGGUUCACAGUGGGAGCUGAGAAAGGAAAAAUCUCCUUAAAGAUCACAAAUGUGCACAUUUCAGACUCAGCUACUUACUAUUGUGCAAGCAGCUACUCUUUCAAGUUUGAGUUUGGAGAGGGUACUAUCAUUGAAGUAAAAGGUUCAGGUUUAAACAUCCAAGCUUCAGUUCAGCAGUCAGCCUCUGAGACCAUGCAGCCAGGAGGCUCUGUGACUCUGAACUGUACAGUACACACUGGCACCUGUGAUGGAGAACACAGUGUUCACUGGUUCAAAGACAAAGGAGACUCUUUCCCAAGAAUCAUUUACACCCAUGGAGGCAGAAAUGAUCAGUGUGAGAGGAGAACCAACACACAAACACACACUUGUGUCCACAACUUGCCGAUGAAGAGCCUGAAUGUGUCUCAUGCUGGGACCUACUACUGUGCUGUUGCCUCAUGUGGACACAUACUGUUUGGAAACGGGACCAAGCUGGACUUUGAGUCUGAGGGGGACUGUUGUGUCUCAGUGUAUUUGUUGAGCGGAGCUUUGGCAUUCACCACAUUUCUGAGUCUUUUAAUGGCUUUCUUAUUAUACGUGACCCACAAGAGAAACAGCAGCAAAUUCACAGAGUCACAUUCAAGAUGUUCACUGCCUUCCUCAACAAAUGCAGAGGUAGAACAAAAUGAAGGAAACAUCCAUUACGCAGCUUUAAGGCACCACAAGGCUGACAGAUCACGAAGACAGAGAAACAACACCAAGACUGAAUGUGUGUACUCAAGUGUAAAGCUGUAG